AUGUUGUCGCAAGUGUAUGUCAAGCUUAGCGCAGCGAUUAACUCCAUGUUCCGGUGGUAUCAGAACGCUGUGCGCUGCUACGUCUAUCUUUCAGAUGUCUCUAAACCUGAUAGGGCAGACAGCGAAAAGGUAUGGAAAGAAGCCUUUAGGACGAGCCGAUGGUUUACCCAAGGCUGGUGGCUUCAAGAGCUCAUCGCACCAAGGCUGGUUAACUUCUUCAGCUUAGAAGGCGAGCGACUUAGAAGUAAAUCCAUGCUUAAGCCUGAGAUACAUGAGAUUACUGGAAUUGCGAAGAAUGCCCUUCAAGGCGAUAUAUUGUCGAAUUUUAGCAUUAAAGAGCGGAGGUCCCGGGCCGAGCACCGCAAUACCACUAUUGAAGAGGAUGGAGCCUACUGUUUAAUCAGGAUCUUCAAUGUUUCUAUGGCGCUAAUCUACAGAGAGAGAAGGGAUCAAGCAUUCCAGCGACUAGAGGAAGAGAUCCACAAGUUGUACAAGGGUGUCGACUUUGAACAAUUUGCCGUCAAACUCAACCUUAGAUCAUUUCCUGAAGCUGCACAAUUUGUGGCUACACAAUUUGUGGCUAGAGAGCAGGAGCUGUUGAAGAUGUAUGAGCUGCUUCAUGGUCACAACAGCCGAGCGGCAGUCGUCCUUCAUGGGCUAGGAGGAAUUGGAAAGACUCAGCUGGCAAUUGAAUACGUCAGACGGCACAAGGAGAAGCACACAGCGAUAUUCUGGCUAAAUGCGAAUGAUGAAGACUCUCUCCAGCUCAGCUUUCGCGGCAUCGCUCAGCAAGUCCUAAAGUACUACCCCUCAACUAGAGUGCUUAGUGGUGUAGACGUAGAAGGCGAGCUCGAUCUAGUGGUCAAUGGAGUCAAAGCCUGGCUCGAUCUCCAGGGAAAUACACUGGAUGUACGUCAAUACCUGCCGGAGUGUGAUCACGGCUCGAUUAUCAUCACAACGCGUUCAGCGCGAGUUACCCAAGGUCGGCGUCUCCACGUUCAGAAGCUGACAGGCCUCAAGGACGGGCUUAAGAUCUUGGCAAACAUGUCUAGAAGGGUAGGCAUUGAAAGCGGUGUUGCUCGUCUCGAAACUCGAUGGCCUGCCUCUCGCUCUCUCCACGGCUGGGGUUUACCUAGAGCACGUGACCACGAGCUUCGCAGAGUAUCUCCAGCUUUGCUUAAGCUGUGGGCCUAUUUCAACAAGCAAGACGUGUGGUUUAGACUUCUUCAACAUGCAUGCUCUAUAGACAAUAAGUGGAUACAGAAGCUUACUAAGGAUGAAUUAAGUUUCAACAAGGCAGUUCAACUGCUCUGCGAGUACGGUCUAGCUCAUCCAGAGCCUUUACUUGGACAGCUGUCUGGAUCCGCGGGGUAUGGUGUGCAUAGUUGUGUGCACUCAUGGGCAAUAUCUGUUUUGAACGGCAAAUGGGACGAUGGUCUAGCGCGGCUAGCUCUGACUUGUGUGGCAUCUGAAGUUCCUGACACGGAUGUAGACAAGUGGUGGCUCCUGCAGCGGCGGCUCCUUCAACAUGCUGCGAGGCAUCAACAUUUUAUUAGGAACGGCAACCUAGGCAUCGAGGGGACUGAAUGGGCGCUACACAACCUGGGUAUGCUCUAUUGGAACCAAGGCAAGCUGGCGGAGGCGGAGGCCAUGUACGAUCGGGCGCUGCAAGGCAAAGAGGAGGCACUCGGACCGAAGCACACAUCGACACUCGAUACGGUCAACAACCUAGGCAACCUCUACAAGAACCAAGGCAGGCUGGCGGAGGCGGAGGCCAUGUACGAUCGGGCGCUGCAAGGCUACGCGGAGGCUAUUAGGCCCGAGCUGCUGCUGUCGUAUUUGCCAGCGUUGAACACAAUGUUCUCCUUCGGUGACCUCUAUGAAAUGUAUAGUCGGGCGUUGGCUGGAUACACAGUUGUCCAAGGGCCUUCUUCAAAAUGGUGCGAGAAGCUUGAGGAUCGACUUCAGGGGUUGCAAGUUGUUUCUGCUAAGCUCAAUGAAAACCAGGCUGAGUUUACAGAGAUCAAAGCGACGAAGUCGUGGUCUCUUAAGCGUAUAUUCCGCAGGCUAGGAAUAGUAACGUUACAAUAUCAGAAGGGUUCUGUAAUAAUCUCAUUCGUCUCAACCUAUCUAUCCUUUAUCCGCGCAACCUUGGCCCUGGGCUCUGAGAGAUCCGUCCUUACCGUAGCAGUCGUCCGCUUCUGGACCCGCUUUCCCCCUCCCGUAGCAGCAUCCUCUGCUUCUGGGUUAGCCUUCACAAUUUUCUUAGCCUCCCUAGCCGUUUUCUUGGCCGUUUUCUCCGCCUUUGCAGCCUCCUUCACUACAUGCUCUGCUCGUGCUUUCUCAAGGUCCUCCUAUGUCAUCACCUUCGCCUUCCCAAGUAUUGCUGACUUGUUAAGAAUCUGUUUUAAUCAUAAAGGAGCGCUUUUUUGGCAAGAAACAUCUGAGCAGCAUUUGACAACUUUGUUAGAGCCGCUCUUUGCGCUGGUUGCUCGCUUCAUCUUUAGGAACGUGCUUAAUCAUAUCAAUGCCCGCUAUUACUUCGUUAGCUUUCAAAAUGGGUUGAACAGGAAUAACCCGCUUCCUCUCCAUCCUGCGAGAAUAUUCCUUUUAGUUAAAGCCGCCUCUCUUGAAGGGCCGUAA
Molecule: messenger RNA, 2643 nt
Organism: Lindgomyces ingoldianus
Lineage: Eukaryota; Fungi; Ascomycota; Dothideomycetes; Pleosporales; Lindgomycetaceae
Exons: 12
Coding region: 1-2643 (880 amino acids)
Molecular function (GO): protein binding
Source: RefSeq, a predicted model, not a curated record